Eublepharis macularius is the source of this 4102-nucleotide messenger RNA. Its product is annotated as acyl-coenzyme A synthetase ACSM3, mitochondrial-like. Gene Ontology annotation, molecular function: fatty acid ligase activity; fatty-acyl-CoA synthase activity. The record is from RefSeq and is a predicted model, not a curated record. Gene Ontology annotation, cellular component: mitochondrial matrix. The transcript is spliced from 14 exons. Gene Ontology annotation, biological process: acyl-CoA metabolic process; fatty acid biosynthetic process. The coding region runs from base 139 to 1899 and encodes 586 amino acids. NCBI's taxonomy places the organism in Eukaryota, Metazoa, Chordata, Lepidosauria, Squamata, Eublepharidae.
AUUCGGGUCUCCUGGGAGAGUCGGAGGCAAAGUGUGGGGGAACCACACAGAGUCUGCAGAGCUUAGGACUUGGAACCCUUCACGUAGGUGAUCUGUGAAAAACAUCCUGAACCUAAGACACAGCGGAAGUGCCCCACUAUGUCCUGUGUUGUUAUGCCAAUAUUAUGGAAGGCACAGACUGUUAAGGGGUUGUGGAUUCGUAGCCAAGCUCCGGUUAGACUCUUCAGCAAAUGUCGCCCAGUGCUGGCGGCUCAGAAUUUUUCAGACUAUGAAUCCUUACGAGAAUAUAAGCCAGAAGUGCCAGAGUACUUCAACUUCGCAAAAGAUGUGCUGGACAAGUGGGCGGAGGUGGAAAAGGAGGGAAGAGGCCCUUCCAAUCCAGCUCUUUGGUGGGUCGGCGACCAAGGAGAUGAAGUGAAAUGGAGUUUUGAGGAGCUGGCGUCACUAUCCAGGAAAGCUGCCAAUGUGCUUUCUGACCAAUGUGGCCUGCAGCCGGGAGACCGAGUUAUAGUGAUCCUGUCACGGAUACCCGAAUGGUGGCUCUUGAAUGUGGCUUGUAUGCGAACAGGAAUUGUUCUUAUCCCCGGGACGAAUCAGCUGACAGCAAAAGACAUUCUGCACAGACUGCAGGCAUCCCAAGCCAAGUGUAUCGUUACCGAUCAAAAUUUGGCCCCAGCCGUUGACAGCAUGGCUUCCAAGUGCCAGUCUCUCAAGUCCAAGCUAAUCGUGUCAAGGGACCACAGGGAUGGCUGGCUCAAUUUCAGUGACUUGUUGAACCUUGCCCAUACCAACCACAACUGUGUGGCCACCAAGAGCCACGACCCAAUGGCAAUCUAUUUCACCAGUGGCACAACGGGCGCUCCCAAAAUGGCCGAACAUUCCCAUUGCAGCCAUGGAAUUGGAUUGGCUUUCAAUGGAAGGUAUUGGCUUGAUCUGACCCCCACAGACAUGAUUUGGAACACUUCUGACACAGGUUGGGGCAAAUCUGCCUGGAGCAGCAUUUUUGCACCAUGGAGCCAGGGAGCAGGCGUCUUUGUCCACGGCAUGCCCCGUUUUGAGCCAAAGCCUGUCCUCGAAACUUUGUCCAGGUUUCCCAUAACAACUUUCUGUUCUGUGCCGACUGCUUAUCGGAUGCUUAUACACCACAAUUUAAACAGGUACAGCUUCUACAGUUUGAAGCACUGUGUGAGUGCCGGAGAGCCCAUGAACCCUGAAGUCAUGGAGGACUGGAAAAGAGAAACAGGCUUGGAUAUCUACGAAGGCUACGGGCAAACAGAAACAGUACUGAUCUGUGGAACUUUCAAGGGGAUGAAAAUCAAGCCUGGCUCUAUGGGAAAGCCGACUCCUUUAUACGACACUCAGAUAAUAGAUGAAGACGGCAACAUUUUGCCUCCUGGGAAAGAAGGAGAUAUUGCAAUCAGAAUAAAACCUACACGCCCGUUUUGCCUCUUCUCUCAAUAUACGGACAAUCCUGAGAAGACAGCUUCAACCAUACGAGGCAAUUACUAUGUCACCGGAGACAGAGGGAUCCGAGAUGAAGAGGGCUACUUCUGGUUUGUAGGAAGAGCUGAUGACGUCAUUAAUUCCGCUGGGUAUCGAAUUGGGCCAUUUGAAGUGGAAAGCGCCUUGAUAGAACAUCCCGCUGUUGUAGAAUCCGCUGUUGUCAGCAGCCCAGAUUCUCUCAGAGGAGAGGUUGUGAAAGCCUUUGUUGUUUUGGCUCCUGAUUAUGACUCACAUGAUCCUGAAGUGCUAACCAAGCAGCUGCAGGACCAUGUCAAAAAGGCCACUGCCCCAUACAAGUAUCCAAGAAAGGUGGAGUUUGUGUCCCAUUUGCCAAAGACCAUCAGCGGGAAGAUCAAAAGGAACGAAUUGCGCAAGAAGGAGUGGGGGGAAGCUUAGACUCUUUUGUUUACUUCCAAGAGUUUGUGCCGAGAACAGAAAGUUUUAUAUCGUUUCCUCGUGUGUUGGCACCUGAUGCAAGACUCGCAAAUCCACUCCCUCAGAAAGAGAGCUUGAGGGAUUAUAAGAAAGUCAGACUUUGGGUGAGGAUGAGCGGUUGAGCCGCCUCCCCCACUUCACAAGAAAUUCUAAGGACAUCCUACCAGAGGUUAACCAAAGUCAAGUUUAAACUCCUACUUCCAGCUGUUGACUUGCAUAAGAACAUCAUGUAUCCUCUCAAAAACUGCAAACAGAUUUGCUUCCGAAGCUUAACCAUGCUGUGAAUUUGCCACGGGUUUUUGUUCCGUAGCUGAUACUUCAGUAUGCAUCCCAGUUUCCACAUUGCCAGUUCUUAUCCCCACAAGUCUCUUUGCCCAUCUGAGCCCUGUUUCACAUAAGGAGGCGUCCAGCAUAAAAAUCCAACUGCAGCCCAGUUUUGGCUGCAUUUAUAAGCAUGCAGAUAUGUUGACUAGAAAGAUGACACCCCUCCCACCCAACAGUCACACAAUACUUGCACAGCAUUACUAUUACUGCUUUUUCUAGCUGGGUCUAGCAGAUAACUAACACCAAAGCCACAAAAAUAAGAGGGGCUAUAUUGAGCAGAUGGGGGCAUAUUUUGUCAAAAAUUAAAGCCACUUUGGUUUCAGUGUGAGAAUUCAAUGCACAACUUCCCCACUGAAAUCAAUAGAUUUUGAAUGUGUAUCAUAUUGUCGGAAAUGUAGCCUUCCGAUCAUUCAGAAGUUUGAAUGCUUGCAUUCUCUCCCCCCACCAUGACCUAUCUCCAUAUAAUUACAUCUCUGAAAUUACAGCUUACAACAGAUAGGCAUAGUCACCCUCUUUAAUAUUCCAGGUACCACGUAAGUUAAGAGCUACUGAAACUGUGAAGGAAAUGAAAACAUUAAUAGAAAAGUUAUUUUUAUUCACCCGUGAGCCUUAAUACAUGCAGAUUAUAUAAAACGAUUUAACUAUGAAGUUCCAGUUUAAAGAUUUCAGGAAGGAAUCUACGUUGCUUUUUAGUUUGAAAAACACUUGGGAGACGUAAAACCAGAUGCCACUCUUCGUGCCUUAGUUCUGACAAUAUUGUCAAACCCUUUGACAGUGUUGGAUAUACGCCACUGAGCACAGAAGAAAGUUCCGUCACACUAUUUCAUAAGCUAAACAACUGUCACCUAAGUCACCACUGAAGCCAGUUUCCCUAGGCAUUCCCAAAGCAAGUCACCAAAUGCUGCGAGCAUUCGUUCCUUUUAAAAGGCCCAUGCUCCCCCUCCCCAGCUGUUGAAAACUCUUGGAAUUUGCAUGUUAAUUUAGAAUAGGGUUGACAAUGAAGAAACUGAAAUAGUUAAAGAUUUUCUAUUCCUUGGUUCAAUUAUCAACCAAAAGCGAGACUUCAACCAAGGAAUCAGAAGGUGAUUGAGACUUGGAAGAGCAGCCAUGAAGAAACUAAAAAAGAUCCUUAAGCAUGGGGAAGUGUCACUGGAGACCAAGAUAAUCCAUACUAUGGUAUUCCUCAUGACUAUGUAUGAAUGCCAAAGUUAGACAAUGAAGAAAGCUGACAGGAAAAAAAACCCUGAUGGAUUUGCUUUGUGGUGCUGGAGGAGUUUAAUGGACAUCAUGGACAGCCAAAAAGACAAAUAAGUGGGUUCUAGAUCAAAUCAAGCCAGAAUUCUCCCUAGAAGCUAAAAGAACUAUACUGAGACUAUUGUACUCUGGUCACAUCAUGAGAAGACACUGAUCCACUGAAAAAGACAAUAAUGCUAGGAAAAAUGGAAGGAAAAAAAAGAAGAUCCAACAUGAAAUGGAUUGACCCAGUAAAGGGAGCAAUGGCCUUCAAUGUGCAAGAGAACAUUCUGGAGGACAGUCAUUCAAAGGGUCGCUAUAAGUUGGAAGUGACUUGACAGUACAUGACACACAGACAGAUCCUCAAGUUUAACAGCCAGGGCAACCUCUGUUCUAAGCCGCGCAACAGUCCUGAAUGGUGUCGUGAUGAACUCAAUUCAACCAAGUAGUGGUUACUAAGAGAACGUUCCAUUGAUCAAAAGGUUAUUAGCUUUCCUUUGGAAUUCGCCACUUGGUUGAAGAAAAAGCCAACUAAAGGUCAUUUUGUAAAGCACCGUGUUUUUAUUUCAUUCCAUUAAUAAAGGACUAAAAAAGUUUAAAACCAUGA